Tripterygium wilfordii is the source of this 1099-nucleotide messenger RNA. RefSeq names its product protein GLUTAMINE DUMPER 3-like. The coding region runs from base 251 to 766 and encodes 171 amino acids. Lineage: Eukaryota; Viridiplantae; Streptophyta; Magnoliopsida; Celastrales; Celastraceae. The record is from RefSeq and is a predicted model, not a curated record. The transcript has a single exon. Gene Ontology annotation, biological process: regulation of amino acid export.
CAUUCACAUACACAAAUACAGAUCAACAACAUGGCAGGCCCAAGCCCGUGACCCAAUAAAAAAGGGCAAAAGGAGUGCUCUCUGCCUCUCUCUCUCUCCUCUCUCAUACACACAAACCAAUCCACCCUAUAAAUAACACCUUCACCUCCUCUGUUUGUCCAGGUUCACUAAAUCAAAAUCAAUAGAAUUACGUACAUACUACUGAGAGAGUUGCAUUGCAUAUAACAAAAACAGAGCAGGGGGAAAAAAAAUGAGGUCCCUCAGCACCUACAGCACAACAACUUCAAUUAAGGCAUCACCACCAUCAUCUCUAUCACUAUCACCAUCACCACCAUCAACACCGACCCUGCAACAACAACGCUCGCCAUGGCACUCUCCGGUGCCCUACCUCUUCGGAGGGCUAGCAGCGAUGUUGGGUCUGAUCGCGUUUGCUCUCUUGAUUCUCGCUUGCUCCUAUUGGAGGCUCUCUGGUCGAUUAGAAGACGAAAAUGAGGAUCAACAGAGAGAUCUCGAUAAUGGGAAAGAGAGUGGAGAUUCUGCUGAAAAGACAGUGAAGGUUUAUGAGGAGAAUAUUCUGGUUAUAAUGGCCGGCGACGGGAAGCCGACGUUCUUGGCCACGCCUUCGUCGAGAAGAACCACGUCGUCCGCUGACAAGAACGAAGAAGAGAGUGAACAGAGCACAGAAGAGAAAACAGAGUGCAGUAGCGAAAAAAUAGUUAAAGAGGAAGAAAGUAGCACCAAUCAUCAUCAAACAGAAACACAUUGAGAGGACCCAACAAGUCUAACAACAAAACCAGUGAGCUGAUUCCCUCUAUUCUCGAAGAAAGAGGAAAUUUUUCCUUUAUUUUCUCUUCUUUUGGCACCAAUCAUCAUCAAACAGAGACACAUUGAGAGGACCCAACAACAAAACCACCGAGCUGAUUCCCUCUAUCCUUGAAGAAAGAGAAACAUUUUACUUUAUUUUAUUUUAUUUUUCUUUUUCCUCCCCUCCUUUUCAGGCUUUUGGCUUGCUUUCUUUAGCUAAUCGGGAAAUGUAAAUUUCGGUGAGAGUUCUUCACUUUCCAGCUCAUUUCUAACAAUCUAAACUACACUUUACCUA